GUUAUUUUCCAUCUGUCAACCAUACUUUUAAACCUCCAAAUUUUCGGCCAAAAAUUCUACUGUUGUAUACAAUAUUAUCCGGACAUUCCAAACUUUCGCUACAAAAUUAUGCCAGCUGUUUCGACGAAAAUCUCAAUAACUCGAAAUUAAAUUUAUCUCAAUCAUACAGAUGCGACGGAAUUCCCGACGAGAAAAGCCACGAGUUACAUCAUGUCCUGUUUCGGCGGUCACGACGAGCAGAUCUACCUAAUCGAGAUAUUGAUCGAUAAAUUGACACUGACGCCCGAUAAAAUGAAAGACAUCGGCGAACACCCUAUCGUGAUCAAGAUGAAACUUUUAGACCUUCCCGUGUUCGAGUUCACGCAAGACAGUUCGGACGCACCGAAGCGUCGUGAUCAAGAUGUGCGUUUUAUGGUUGGUAAAUGCUGUCUAUUUGCCAAGCGACCGCGAGAUUUGGUCCAAGGAUUGCGUUCGUCGAAUCUUAAGCUCGGCGUGUUUCGCGCGGACGAGACUUAUCCCACGGCGGAGGCCGAAUUGACUCUGCCAGGCUGUUUGUGCGACCAGAUUUCCAUGCUCGGUAACGAUCCAGAAAAUCAGCCAAAGCCGUUUAUAGUGAAGGACGGCGUCAACCUCGUAGAUCCAGGCGAAGAGCCGUCUGGCACCCUGCAUAUGGAACUCAUCGUCGUAUGCCUCGGGCGUAUCUUCAAGACACUCUACGAGUUGCGGCCUAAAUCUUUCGUUUCCGGCGAGCAAGACAAGGAACGGGAGAUCCGCGUGACACGAUUUGUACCGCCCGAGUUUCUCGAGAAGGAUGUGAAAUUGCAGGAGAUUACUCCAAAACCGGAAGACAAAAAACCGAAAAAGGAGCCAAGAAAGAAAAAUAAAAAAAAGAAGGGUAAAAAAUGA
Messenger RNA from Trachymyrmex septentrionalis, 906 nucleotides. RefSeq lists its product as uncharacterized. Bases 211 to 906 code for a protein of 231 amino acids. NCBI's taxonomy places the organism in Eukaryota, Metazoa, Arthropoda, Insecta, Hymenoptera, Formicidae. The record is from RefSeq and is a predicted model, not a curated record. The transcript has a single exon.